Molecule: messenger RNA, 1081 nt
Organism: Owenia fusiformis
Lineage: Eukaryota; Metazoa; Annelida; Polychaeta; Sabellida; Oweniidae
Source: the annotation of a GenBank genome assembly
AUAAUGUUGUGAACUUUCGUCUAGAUGGCAUACGUUCAAAUCGGCACUAUGACCCUUCGGCAAUUAACUAUAAAAGGCGCAGAGAAUUUACGAUGCUGCACGUAGUGUUUCUACAACCGCGGUGGACAGAGACAUCAUUUGCUCUUCGCACAUCUAACUUCAAAUCAAAACAGCUUCCAAGAUGGGUUUUGAUAUUCCUGAACCAUACUGCUGGGAUGAAUCCUUCGCAACUUUCUACAAGCAAAUAGAUGAUGAGCACAAGGGCCUCUUCCAAGGAAUCUUCAAAUGUGCAGGAGCUCGUAGUGAUGCCGGUGCGCUUGCCAGUCUCCUCUCAGUGGUAGAGACUCACUUCAAGAAUGAAGAGAAAACAAUGGAAGAGAAGAACUACUCAGAUCUUGCUAACCACAGAACGAUCCAUGCAAAGUUCGUGGCUGACCUUAAAGCGCUCAAAACUCCACUUAAUGACCAGAACGUCAACUUUGCAAAGGAGUGGUUGGUGAAUCACAUUAAAGGGACAGAUUUCAAAUACAAAGGCAAGCUCGAUUAAACAACCUAUCUUGUUUGUUAUAGCUAUGCAACACAUACAUUCAUAGAUCUUCUACAGACGCUUUUUUACACAAAAAGACGCUUAGCUAAUAUAGACAUUGUUCAGAAAUGUACAUAUUGAGGACUUCUAGUUCAUGUGACUUUAAAAACUGAAAAGUGCUGGCACUUCGCCAUAUGAUGGUGGACUUGGUUGAUAUAGGCAACUGCGCAAACAUGUGUUUUUUGAACCUGGGAAAACUGCAUUAAUGUUUUUGAAACUAUGCACAAUAACAAUAAUGCACAACUUAUGAUGUAAUUUAAAUUUCAAAUUCAAAAUAUUUGGUAUUUAACCAAGUGAAAUGGUAUGGAAAUCAGAAUAAGAAUUUUAGCACCAUACAUGACUGCUGUUUCAAAGUUUAUCCAACAUUUGUGUACUUAUUCUAAUAAACCAUCAGUAUUGUUAGAACUAUUUAUUUUUAUUCAAUUGCAUCGGUAGAAAAAUGUAAUAUUGUAAUUUGGUUCAUAAAUUAUAUAUUUCUGCAUUGUAAACUAAAAG